AUGGUGGGUAAAAUACUCCUAGAUUUAUUUAACGUUCAAUUUUGCAUGCAUCUGUUGCAUUUAUGAGGUUUUUCCUGAAAUACAUGUAAAUUUGAUGUUUAUAUUCUAGAUGUACAAUCAAUUUGAUUUCGUUUUUAAUGAGCGUAAAAACUUUGUUGACUUAUAAUUACAUAUAUAUAUAUAUAUAUAUAACUUUUAUCAUGUUCAUGAAUUAAAGAAGUGAGGUGCUGAUGCAAAUUUUGAAAGGUAAUAUAAUUAUGACAGAGCCAAAGUUUUUGCAUGUUUCGGAGUACUGUUUAACCUGCAUUGUUAACUUGGAACGUUUCAUGUACGCUGAUUUGAGAGACUUCCUCAUCCAUGACACCGUUCUUUUCUUUGUCUAGUCUCAAUACAGUGUCUGCUACAAGCAAGAGCAAGGUAUUCUUUCCUGAGUAGUAUUAUGUCAUAGUAUGUUAAAAUUUCUUUAAAAUAAAGAGAGAAUUGGAAAAGUAAGAGUUAUUUAAGUAAUAUUUUGACUACAAUUCUACUCCAAUACCCUUAAUAUUUACAGAAUUAUGUCUUUUCUUUAACUGAAAUCAAAAUAUUUAAAGGUGUUUGUGCCUGUGGUUUCCUGUUGCAUCAGUUAUAUACUUAUAACUCCUGCUUUGGACCUUGUUGUGAUCUUAUCAAAUUUUAUCAGCAAUCUUAAAUAGACAUGAAAGGAAACAUAUUUUAGUGUUAUCUGUCUGUGGCUGCCUCCUGUACUUUUCAUAUUAAUCAUGAACCUAUUUUUUACUUUAGCUGGUACACACAUCCUUUGUUGCACUUGUCAUGGUCAAUUUUACCAUGAAUAGGUGUUUUCAAAGAGUUUCCAUAAUCUUUUAAACAAUUCCUUAUGAUUUAAUGGGUAAAAUUUCAUUAGAUAUUGUUUUGGUGAAAAUAUCUUUUGUUACAUUUAUCUUGGUCUAUUUUGCAAUGAAGGGGUGUUGUUCAGGAGUUUUCCAUAAUCUUUUUAAAAAAUUCUAAGGAUUUAAUGGAUAAGAUUUUAGUAGAAAAUAUUUGUCUGAUGUGACUUAACAGUUCUGGUUAAUAACAGAAUCCAGUUUUUGUUUAGCACCCUCAGAGUAGACUCGUGUAAUGUGUAACAUGGAAUUUAUUUUUCUCUAGCUCAUGAGGACAGUAUCUGGACAGUUGCAUGGGGAACUAGUGAUAAAGAUGGAAUAGAGAAUAUUAUAAGUGGUGCUGUUGAUGAUAUGGUAAAAUGCUGGAGAUGGUAAGGAAAUGUUCAUUGAAUGUGUCUUCAUUUAACCUGUUCAGAGCUAAACCUUUUUUUUCUAAUUUAGGUCUUUAGUCAACAAUAAUGAUUGUUUAAUUUUUAUGGUCCAUUUUACCCUCCAGAAUUGUAAGAUUUUUUAUCAGAAUUAAUGUAAUUACAAACAUGACUGUAACAUUUUCUCAUAUGUAAAAUUGCUUUAGUUUAAUUUAAGAAAAUUACCUUGGUUAGCAGAAGACAAAAAUGAUACUGUUGACAUCUCUGAUCUCAUCAAAAACACUCAAGCAGUUGAUAAAUUAAUCGGAUUGUAUUGCUUGUGAUAUUUUUCAAAGGUCUAAAACUGACCUUGAUAUGAAAUGAAUUUGUUCUGUUUACCAAGUAAAUAAACUCAGCAUCUUUAAAAUUAUCAUGCAGCAGUAAAGGUACCAAUUGUUUGACACUGAUAAUACUGAUUUUAAAUUGUGUUUUUAGGAAUGAAGAAAAGCUGGAACCUAGAUUUAAUUUUGAAGGUCAUCAACUUGGUGUGGUGUCAGUGGAUAUUAAUUUAACUGGGACAAGUAUCCUAAAUAAAUACUACAGUAGCUUCAACUUAUGUAAAUAACAACCUUGUGUCUUGAUAUUCUAAGGAAGGUUUUAGGAUUUUUCAUCUCAUAAGAAAAUAGUGGUAAUUAUUAUUAUUUAUUAUAAUAUUUAUUAUUAGCCAUUUAUUAAGUCAAAUCAACUCAUUAGUGAACUGAGGUUUAAAACUUGGAACAUGUAUUAGUAUUCUCACAAGUUUUUGUUUCUUAUCAUGUGAUCUGUAAGCUCUUUUUCUACUUGGAAGGUAGAAUUUGAUAUCAGUUACUGGGGACAUGAUAGGUGGGACCUGCAACCUGAAAUAGUGGAAAUCAAGCAAUCUUUUUGCUAGCCACUUCUCUGUCAUUCAAUGCACUUCUUAGUGCACUCCCACUCCAAAGGGUAAAAAUCCCCUGCUUGGAUACCUUAACCCUUUAUACCAUGACGUCUUAAUGCACAUUCUUCAUACUGUUUUCUAUACAUUUCCAAAGGUGCUAAUAAGAAGAAUUUGUUUAACAAUCAAGAGCCUCUUGAGUUGGUGAUCAUUACCUUUAUUCUCGUGACCUUCAAGUUUGAUUGAGGGGUGAUUUUGUAAGGAAGCAUUAGAUGCUAGUCAUUUUUAGAGGUCAAUGCCCUAAAAGGCCUCUUUCUGUAGUACUGUAGAGUUUUUUGCAUGUAUGUUAUUCUAUAAAUGACUGAGGAUUUUGCCAUGCUAAAAUGUCUAAGAGCAUGUCUAAGAGCUGAUUGAUAGACUGCUGAAAUUGACAAAUCCUUGACGAGAAUACCAACUGAUAGUUGCUGCAUCAAGUUCAUUAGACAGUCAUAUCAGAAUAUGGGAUUUAGAAUCUGGGAAACAACUGAAAGCCAUUGAUUGUGGUCCAGGUACAAUGCUGCAACCUUCUUUGUGUUAACUUUAAGUUCUGUACAUGAUGGUCAUAUCUUCAAAUUACACACUUAGUCAGACUUUAUGUAAUAGAGAGAAUGACUGAUGAUCCCUCCUACUUUGCUGCCACAUUGGUUAAGUAAGAUAAGACUUGCCAUAUAAUCGGUGGAUGUAUAAGGGGUAAUAGGUAAAAGAGCUUGGCUAUCAGUUUAAGCUUAAGCCAAUUGCACUUGAUAAAUUUUCUGUUACUGAUUUAGGAAAUAUUUAAAAUAUCUUGAAGUGAGAAGGUUGGAACCCAAGGUCUAAUAAGUUGUGUUUUUUGUCAAAAAACAGUAUUUUGUGAGUAAAUCAUUGUGUAUUUCAUCAUAGUGAAAAUUAUAUUUUAUGAGCUAUCAGUCUUUCAUACAGAGGUUUAGUUUGAGUGUUUUAAUUUAACCAAAACCACAACACAAGUGAUCAUAAACUAGUAAUGGCCCAUAGGAAUGAAAAAGGACAUUGCAAGGCACCUUGGAGAGGUUGAAAAGAAAACAAGCAUAUUGCACAAAGGCACAAUUUGGUUGAUAGUUUACAUUUGAUUGGUUGUGAGAGUAGCACAGAUUUUUGAUAAAAAACCAUUUCCAGGGAGAAGUGAAUGAAAUUCAUUUCAAUCAAUCAUGACUCAAUAGGGAAUUUUUUCCUUUCUGCAAUCGAUUACAAACUAAAGGAUAAGAUUUAUUUUUAUUUUUUCCUUCACAGUGGACACAUGGACAGUGGCAUUUUCUCCAGACUCUAAACUUAUAGCAACUGGCAGCCAUGCUGGAAAAAUAAACUUGAUAGGUGUGGAAAGUGGUAAAAAAGAAAGUGCCUUGGAUACAAGAGGAAAAUUCACCAUGAGCAUAGCUUAUGUAUGUUAGUCAUACAGAUUCUAUUAAAAUUGUGCUUUUUGUGCUCAAAUCUAUACCUAGUCUAUUCCAAAACUUUACUUAUUAAUUUUUCUGUCUACUUAGUUAUUCCAAUAUAUUAUUUCCCAGUUUGCCUGUAAGCAAGAAGUGUUAUUUAAAACUGUAGUUCCUGGCAUGCUAGUGGACAUACCAAUGGAUAUAUUAUCCUACUAUAACAUAGUAAUGAUUUUGCAAACUAGUAUAGUAAAUAAUGAUACUACUAUGAACGAUAAAUAAAUGGUGAUAAUAAUAAUAAUAAUAGUAAUAAUAAUUACCAUCAUUUUAUUAUCACUGCUACUUAUAUUGAAAUUGUUAUUACUGACAUAAAUAUUUUAAUUAUUUGUUUUCUAAUAUUUAAUUUCAGAGUCCUGAUGGUCACUACAUAGCUUGUGGAGCCAUUGAUGGAAUAAUCAAUAUUUUCGACCUAACAACUGGAAAAUUACUUCACACUCUAGAAGGUUAGAAAUUGAAAUGAAUUCUUCUUAAUAGUCCUCUAACCACUUCGGCAGUGAUUUCACAUUUUUUCAUCAAUCUUUCAGGUCAUGCCAUGCCCAUCAGAUCUUUGACAUUUUCACCUGACUCCCAGCUGUUGAUCACAGCUUCAGAUGACAAUCAUAUCAAGAUGUAUGAUGUGUACCAUUCAAGACUCCUUCUUCCUUGUCAAUUAUUACUGAUUACCAUACUAGGCUCUGCUUUCUGAGCAAGAUUUUGCAGAUUUAUUUUAGCUGCGGGAUGAAGAUAUACAUGCAUGUACAUGUACUUGUACAUAUACAUGUACAUGUACAUAUACUUGUACAUAUACAUGCAUGUGCAUGUACUUGUUGCACCCUUAAAAUAAUAUGCUUUAGCUACUCAUUGCAGGAUUGGUUGGUGGUUGUAAAAUAUUGUCAUUUUGGUUACAUCGUUUACAUGUCAAUGCUUAGAUCUGGAUGACUCUUUGUGUCCUCUUUUCUUUGUUUUUUGUCUGUUUGUUUGUUUUGGUAAUUUCACGUUCUACAGACAACAUGCUAAUUUAGCCGGGACUCUGUCAGGACAUGGCUCAUGGGUUCUUGGCGUUUCAUUUUGUCCAGACAACACACACUUUGUCUCGAGGUAUUCACCAUUUUGUAUUGUAAUUAAAAUAAUCCACAAAUUGAGUCUAUUUAAGAGAAAGAGAUUGUCUGGCAAUUGUGUUAAACUAAAUAAGAUUUAUUAUAAAAUUUGCAAAGAUUUGUGUGUUUUUAAUUGGGUUAAGGAACAACUAUUUUCUUCUGUUGCAUUUCAGUUCCAGUGACAAGACAGUAAAAGUUUGGGAUGCAGGCUCAAGGCAGUGUAUUCAGACAUUUUAUGAACACAAUGACCAGGUAAUCGAUUAUUAAUUAAGCUCUAUUUGUUAAGAGUUCCAAGGCAUGUCUGAAAUACUGGGGAAUUGUCCAGGAUUGAAUGUUUAUGGGACUCAUAUGCCACGUGAUAAGCAACAAGAAGUGUCCUUAUUGAUGAAAAUCCCACAAAACACCACAUCCAUUUGUCAUCCAUUACAUUAUUUUUGUUCAGGUGGUAUUGGGUCUAAAGCAAGAGAAUAUAAAUCUCUUGAUCUAAAAGCAUAACCAGACCAAAUUUUGGGUGAUUUUAUUUUUUACUGAUUUUUACCAAUUUUCAAUCUUUACGUAAAACAGGACAAGGGUCUUCAUUCAUUGUUCAGUUCAAGAUGAUAAACGUUUGUCUACUGUUUCGUUAAGAAUCCCAAUCAGUCUUCCUUUGGCAUUAUCUGGUAGAUGAUGUCCACAGACAAGUGUAUUAGCAUAUUUUUGCGCCAAGUAGCUAUUAUUUUUAUAUCACGAACGUGCUCGGGAAGUAUAGUGCUCUGGUGAAUCCAUUUUACUUAUAUGACUGUUUUAUACCCUUCCUCUCUCUCUCUGCUGGAGUUUCAAGAUUGCGCUAAAAUUAUCUUUUGAUAAGACCUUUCAGUUGAUAAAUGUGAAUAUAUGAAAAUAACACAUCUGAAUUGCAGAUGAAGACGUGAAUAUGAAAGUGAUCUUUGCAGUAAUGAACAGUACUUGAGCAGUAGUGAUAAUAAGGCCUGAAAAAGAGAUUCUGGCCAGAACAGGAUUUGAACAUGUUUGAAUAUGUAGCAGGCUAGAAUAUUUUUAUUAUCACUUAUUAUCACUACUGCUCGAGUACUGCUCAUUACUGCGAAGACCACUUUCAUAUUCACAUUUUAAUUGGUUUGCAAGUCCUUAUUAUAAUUUGAUUUUUCUACUGUAGGUUUGGGGAGUGAAGUAUAACGCCACAGGCUCCAAGAUUGUCUCCGUCUCUGACGACAAGUCCAUUAUUGUUUAUAACUGCCCUCUGUGACCUUUUAAUUAAUUUUUUUUUCUCUUGUAAUAUGUAGUGAGAUAAAUUCGGUUUUAUUUCUUUGGAUGAGUGGAUUGUCUCAAUUUCUCUAGCAGACCAACUGAACAAAGAUGUAGUCGAUUGGAGAAGAACUAGUCGCGUGCUAUUUCGAUGCUAUUUGUAAACAUUUACUAAAUCCGUCGAGAAAAAAUACUGAACUUGAACUCUCGACUCGUGCUUGAUCAGUGCGGCAAAUCUGAGUGCCAGCCUGCGUCAAGAAAGUAUAUAUUUUUUGUUUUUGCAGUCAUGGCAGCUAAACGUUUUUAAUCAGGAUAAGUUUGUUCGAUAUUUAAAUUGAAGAGUAGCAAAACGCUUAACGACUGACCCCAAAGGAAACAGCACGG
Molecule: messenger RNA, 6327 nt
Organism: Pocillopora meandrina
Lineage: Eukaryota; Metazoa; Cnidaria; Anthozoa; Scleractinia; Pocilloporidae
Source: the annotation of a GenBank genome assembly